AUGGCCAAAUCGAGCUCCGACAUCUUCAUGAGCAUCAAGCCAGAGCACAUGAACAACAUCGCUUCGGGCGCCAAGAACCAUGAAUAUCGGGGCUACCUCCUCCCAUCGAGCGUGCGUCGCAUCUGGUUCUAUAGCACGAGUCCCGUCAAGCGCCUUGAAUAUAUCGCCCACAUCUCACCAGGGAAAAUUCCUGGGCAAGUCCCAGAGGAUGGCGGGAUCGGCAAUGCAGACUUCAACGCGGGCCGGAAGCAAUCCAAAUACGGCUACGAGAUUCUCCAGCUGUGGCGGUUACGGCAGCCGCUCAGCUUGGAGCAGGCCAUCACGAGAGGGAUUCUGAAAGGGGCGCCCCAGAAAUAUUGCUGGGUGUCGUGCAGUCUUCUCCAGAGUUGCCCGCUGGACCGACAGGAUCUCCUGAUUUCCAAAUUAUCCGAGGAGCAACCUCCUAGCACUCUCCCGGCCCGGGGGGGGGAUAUAGAUCUAUACCCGAAGAGAUGUGUCGCUAAUCAACAUGCCCUCGGCCUUAAUGCCUUUAUCACUCCAUUGCCACGCGCAGGCCAAUGGCUGGACCGCGUGAAGGAGGCUGAUCUGCGCAGGGAGCAAGGGAACCCAAGGUCUUUCGUUGAUGGCCGUCUCGUCUCUAUCAAGGACAAUAUCUGCACCCGCGACCUCCCCACCACGUGCGCGUCGGGGAUCCUGGACAAGUUCUCCAGUCCGUUCAAUGCCACCGUUGUCGAGCAACUCGAGGCCGCUGGGGCCGUCAUCGCGGGGAAAACGAAUCUAGACGAGUUUGGCAUGGGAUCACACUCAGUUCAUUCACGGUUUGGUCCAGUGAAGAAUGUGCGACAAGGCGGGGAUGGGCAGGCUGUCUCCGCCGGUGGUAGUUCCGGGGGAAGUGCAGUUGCUGUCGCUGCCGACCAAUGCUAUGCCGCACUGGGAACAGAUACGGGAGGCUCUGUCCGCUUGCCCGCUGCAUACACGGGGACAGUUGGGUUCAAGCCAUCGUACGGACUAAUAUCACGAUGGGGAGUGGUCGCAUAUGCCAAUUCUCUGGACACGGUUGGAGUCUUGGGGAGAAAUGUAUCUACUGUCCGGCAUGUCUUCGGCAUCGUGAACCAAUAUGAUGCGCGCGAUCCUACGAGCCUCUCAUCUUUCUCUCGGUCACGGAUCAUGUCGCACCUCCAGACACCCCGAUUGGCCUCCCGAUUGACAUCUGCUCCCCUUCGAAUCGGCGUGCCGGUGGAAUAUAACAUUUCCGAACUGGCCCCUUCCGUUCGCCGUGCCUGGCUUCUCUCUCUGGCACACCUGCAAGAUCAAGGUCACACCAUCUAUCCAGUCUCAUUACCAGCAACGAAACACGCCCUAUCGGCUUAUUAUGUCCUCGCACCUGCCGAAGCAUCCUCGAACUUGUCAAAAUAUGACGGUGUGCGCUACGGGACUCGCGCCAACGGCCCAGACAGCGAUGGCCAGCCAGAUGGCUACCUUUACGCCAACACGAGGGGCAGCGGGUUCGGAUCAGAGGUGAAGAGACGCAUCCUUCUAGGCACUUUCAGCUUAAGCGCAGAUGCAAUCGAUAACUACUUCAUCCAAGCACAACGGGUGCGUCGACUGGUCCAGCAGGACUUUAAUGCCGUGUUUACAGCCAAGCAUCCGUUGGCCGCGACCGAUACGCAGGACACAGAGCGCCGUCCUGAGCAGCCGGAUGUGGACGUGCUCGUGUGUCCGACGGCCCCCUCUGCGCCGCCAAGGUUAUCGGAUUUCACGAGACCGGCCGCCGAGUCGUCACCCCUGGACGCGUAUGUCAACGACGUGUUCACAGUCCCAGCCAGCUUGGCUGGUCUGCCCGCCAUUUCUGUGCCGGUCACGGUGGAUGGCUCCAGUCAGGAUCCGGAUGUGGCGGGUAUUCAGGUAGUAGGCCAAUACGGAGACGAUGACCUGGUGAUGAGCGUGGGCGAGCUGCUGGAGGGUCGGAGACUGAAAUAA
Messenger RNA from Penicillium lagena, 1980 nucleotides. Its product is annotated as glutamyl-tRNA(Gln) amidotransferase subunit HER2. Bases 1 to 1980 code for a protein of 659 amino acids. Gene Ontology annotation, molecular function: glutaminyl-tRNA synthase (glutamine-hydrolyzing) activity. NCBI's taxonomy places the organism in Eukaryota, Fungi, Ascomycota, Eurotiomycetes, Eurotiales, Aspergillaceae. The record is from RefSeq and is a predicted model, not a curated record. The transcript is spliced from 5 exons. Gene Ontology annotation, biological process: mitochondrial translation; glutaminyl-tRNAGln biosynthesis via transamidation. Gene Ontology annotation, cellular component: glutamyl-tRNA(Gln) amidotransferase complex; mitochondrion.